AGUAUCGUAAAUCGUUCAACUCGUAAAAUUUAUUUUUGGAAAUAUAUAAAAGCACAAGAAGAUCUGUUUCAGGCAGUAGGCGUACACUCCCCCAACACAAGCUUUGUCAUUUUUUUGUUUCGAUUCUGCAAUACCUAGUUCGCCAAAAUGUCUGCUGAUGAACUCCCACCAGAACAAAUCGCCGUACUCCGCAAAGCUUUUGAAGCUUUCGACAGUCAAAAAUCAGGAAGCAUUCCAUGUGAUAUGGUAGCCGAUAUCCUCCGUCUUAUGGGUCAACCCUUCGACAAGAAAAUCUUAGAAGAACUCAUUGAAGAAGUAGAUGCUGAUAAAUCCGGUCGUCUGGAAUUCGAAGAAUUCGUUACAUUGGCUGCCAAAUUCAUCGUUGAAGAAGAUGAUGAAGCUAUGCAAAAAGAACUUAAAGAAGCCUUCAGGUUAUAUGAUAAAGAAGGAAAUGGCUACAUCCCAACCACCUGCCUUAAAGAAAUCUUAAGAGAAUUAGAUGACCAGCUCACAGACAAGGAAUUAGACAUGAUGAUCGAAGAAAUCGACACAGACGGUUCUGGAACCGUAGAUUUCGAUGAAUUCAUGGAGAUGAUGACUGGAGAAGUUUAAACUCAACUUGUUUAUACCUUUAUAAAUGUCUAAUAAAUAAGAACACAUUUUUUGUU
Molecule: messenger RNA, 668 nt
Organism: Diabrotica balteata
Lineage: Eukaryota; Metazoa; Arthropoda; Insecta; Coleoptera; Chrysomelidae
Source: the annotation of a GenBank genome assembly